Dothidotthia symphoricarpi CBS 119687 is the source of this 879-nucleotide messenger RNA. RefSeq lists its product as uncharacterized. NCBI's taxonomy places the organism in Eukaryota, Fungi, Ascomycota, Dothideomycetes, Pleosporales, Dothidotthiaceae. The coding region runs from base 1 to 879 and encodes 292 amino acids. The record is from RefSeq and is a predicted model, not a curated record. The transcript is spliced from 2 exons.
AUGUCUCCAUCAAAACCAAAGCCAUCAGAGAUUGCUGCCGAGGCGAAACGAGUAUGGAUGCCAUAUAUUUGGAAGAAUUACAUCCGAGAUUCCAAGACCUCAUAUCUGUACCCGGACGCGACACAAGUUAGAAUCAACGUGGACAAAAGAUCGUCAACACGAACAAGAGUUGCGGUGAUGGAGGGUGACCCAGUAAACUAUGCUUUGGGCUGGUACCAGAGUACAGACCAAGAAUGCAAGAAGAUACCGGUAGUCAACGUAGCAAAUGAGAAGCGUGCUGGCGGAGACUGGGAGUCAGGGCUGAUGGCACCUGAGGAGUGCUUCGCUCGGAGGAGUAAUCUCGUACAUGCGCUCACAAUGCCCUGGAAUGCACAACUCGGUAAAGAAGAGAACUUCUACCCAAUACCACAAAGAGGCGGGAUAUAUUCUCCAGAAGUUUUUGUUUUUCGAGGAGGACCGGAUCAGGACUACGCCGCCUUCACUGAGGUUGCCUCGCUUCCCGUCAUAUCAGUCGCGCCAGUACGGAGACCAAAGCUCGACGAAACAGGCACAAAAUACUCGUUUGCGCAAGAAAAGGAGCUGAUGAAAGAGAAGAUGCGAUCCGUCCUUCGUAUCGCCUCCUACUGCGGGCACAGAACACUUGUUUUGGGCGCUUUUGGUCUCGGGCCCAUCUUCCGUAACCCAUCUGCCGAAGUCGCCAAGAUGUGGAGAAAACUCCUAUUCGAGGAAGAGGAGUUCCAUGGUGCCUUCCAGGACGUGGUGUUUGCAAUAGACAGCAGCAUGGUGGGCGCGCCGAGCAAAGGGUGCAUGUCAGACCUGGAGAUCUUUAGACAAGAGUUUGAUCCGUCGACACUUUUCCCCACAAAGUAUGGGUGGUGA